UGAGAAUUCCGUAUAGCUGCGUCAGUUUGGUUAUCCCGCAUUCACAUAUAUAUCGAGGAAUGCCCCCCAGUGUAGGGGCAACUCAAGACCUUGUUGCAACAGACCUUCAGAUCCUCCAAGCCUGCUCAAGCUCUACCUUCAACCUUUCUAUAUUUGAUCCUCCAUCAGUACCUUUCCAUUACUUUGAAUAAACCAUCAACAUGUCUCGCCACAGCUAUUCAUACUCAACAACGGCUACUACCGCCAGACACAUGACAACUCACGGCACCAGCAGCGCUUUCAGCAGUUCUGCCAAUCCAGAUGAAGACUGGACAAAGAUUUCUGAUCUUGCUGAGCGCAGAAGAAUUCAGAAUCGUAUUGCUCAAAGAAACUACCGUAAGUUAUUCUGUCAUAGCUUUGAAUCAUCAACGGCCACUAAUUCUUUACUUUUAGGCAAGAAGCUCAAGAGACGUCUCGAAGACCUCGAGCGCAGAGCCGGUUCCUCUUCAGCUUCCCCACCUCAGGCGCAUGUGGAGCUUCAUCAACAACCAGAGCGCAGCAACGAGAAUCAACAAUACAGAAGGAGCCCAGAAAAUGUGCAACGACAGGUCUCUCCAAGACUUUUGCCUAGCCAAUACACACCUCCUAUGCACAGCGAUGACGAGAUCAUCUUCUCUCAGCAUUUCGAUCGUGAUGGAUCUAGAACACCACCUCUAUUCACAUAUCACACAUACCCUGCUCCCGAGGAUAUUUCCUAUCCACCAUACCCACAUUCACAGCCAUAUCGCGCUAUUUCCGACAGUGAGCGAUCAGAAGCAUACCAGCAUUACAUGGCGCCCACAGUGCCAGUGACUUUACCCUCCAUGAUGCACUUCAAUGACGCAAUCAAGCGGGAACCUGAAGAUACCAUGAGUCCCUACAAUAUGAGCUACCAAGGCUUGCCAGGAAUCGAUAUUCAUUCACAUCACGGUUAUGAUAAUCCUCAUGUAAGGCACCCUCAAGCUGCGAAGCCACUUGGUUUGGGUCCUAACAGAUAUAUGCAGACGCCACCUCUAUCACACUCUUACGAGCAUUCUACCACAUGUUCCGAGUCCGGAUACCAAUAUCCCACUACUCCUCUUUCCAUGCCUCCGUCACCACGCAUGAUGACGCAUAUAUGAGAGAGUGUCUCAAAAUGACGAUUCAGGAUAUGUGAUCUUUUGCUUGGGAUAUGUGAAACAGAGUUCGAAGUGCUCGACACUCGCUUUAGAUGGUAUUUGGGCAUUGCUUGGAAAUGAUGGAAGAUCUGGGAGGAACAAAUCAAUGGGAGUCAGGAGCGUACGGAGUUUGAUUUACUGCUGGUAGAAAUGAAGGAACGAUCCUAAUGUAAAUACCCAGUACGAUUAGUGUUUUUUUCCUUUCAUUCUUUUGUAUAGCAAAAUCUGGAAAUGACUUCUCUAAACCUCGCAUUCCAAA
Molecule: messenger RNA, 1434 nt
Organism: Sclerotinia trifoliorum
Lineage: Eukaryota; Fungi; Ascomycota; Leotiomycetes; Helotiales; Sclerotiniaceae
Source: the annotation of a GenBank genome assembly